This is a messenger RNA of Podarcis lilfordi (Lilford's wall lizard), 4795 nucleotides long. The record is from the annotation of a GenBank genome assembly. Lineage: Eukaryota; Metazoa; Chordata; Lepidosauria; Squamata; Lacertidae.
AUGGAGAUUGCGCCUGCGCUACCCAUGUAAGACCACCAGGUGUCCCUGUAGCAGCAGCCCCUGCUCAAGCGCCUCCAAGCUCCCCACCACUCAGCUCCUAGACUUUAAAGUGAGACUGAUACACGGGAUUUCACUUCCGAUUCUCUAAGCCGCACCACCACCACGCCAUAACUUCUGAUUCUACUUUUUAUUAAUGCCUAACAUGAAGCUGUCCAAUCCGUGCCAAAAUCUUCAAUUCCUUCGUUGCUAACUAUGGGCACCCUUUUUGAGGUGGGAAGCAUUAAAAAAAGCUUUCAUGCGAACCCGAAAUUUCCCUGCCCAGGUUUCUCUACAACUUUCUUUUCAGGGGGUUGGACUCGAUGGCCCUUGUGGUCUCUUCCAACUCUAUGAUUCUAUGAUUCUUAUUUCUGAGCUCCUGCCCCUCUGCUACAGCUUGCCGGAAGUGACGUUUCCAGGUCCUUAAUAUCCCUAGCUAGCUAACCUCACAGAAGCUAAUAUAACAAUUAAAGUCUGAAAUAUUCAGCCAGGACGUUUUUCGAUGAUAAAAUACACGUUAGGGUUCUGUUUAGGAGGAGCAGAGGCUUGAGUGACUCCGCCUUUAUGUCCUUCUGUGCUCUCGGUGUGGCUCUCACCCGAUCUGCCAGGACCCUACAGCGGCGUCCCAUCAACCCUUGCGCCUUCCGCCUUCGCUCUUUCUCUCCGCGCUCGCUCCCUGCGCGGGUGCCGCCAUUCUUCAGCAGGUAAGUCCGGGAGAUCCGUUGUCAUCCUUGCCGGGAGAGGCUCCUGGGAGAACUUUGCCGCUUCCAGGGGCAGCUUGAGGCCUUCUCUGUCGGGGCCGGUCGCUAUUUCCAGGCGCGCUGGGGGGGGCGGGGAGUUUGGGGGCGCUCUUGGGGCGAAGCUCGGUUUCCCUUUGCUGAGCUAACUUGGCAUGGAGAGGGCGGCAGGCGAGGGCAAAGCAGACAAGCACAAGGGCCUGAAGGCUUAGCCCUCGCUCGCCAGAGUAGCACCAUGGGUCCUCCGUGGUGGUCCAUGGAGGGGAAACUGGACAGAACUCCUAAUAGGGUUUGAGCUUUUCCGACGAGUAAAUCUUUAUCGAAGGUGGAAGGCUUGGCUUCAAAUAAAGAAGUUGCUCACAAACUGAGCUUUUUCGCCGCGGAUAAUUCAGCUUUCUAAAUCGACCUUUGCAACACAGCGUUUAGCACAGUCAUAAUGUGCAUUUAGGCCGAAGUAAACCCCAUCGCCUUCUCCUGAGGCUUAAGUGUGCAUAAGGUUCUGGCCCUGAUUUACCUCGGCUGGAUUUUUGUGAGUGUGCGCGCACGUGCAAAAUGCAGCACCUUUGGCAUAAUCUUUGACAGUGAUACUUAUUCGGAAGUCAGUUUUAUCGGGAAAAUUCAUAAAGGUGUAGCAGAUCAAUGUAUAUUUGUUAAUAGACACGAGUAACUUGGGUUCAUUCAUUUCGGGGGCCCUGCUGAGUACAAUUUGGUUGGAUGCAACCCAUAAAUAUUUCAUAGGUGUGAACAUUUGUGUACCAUCCACCUUCAAUCAGCAUGUGAAGUGGGAUUUAAAUUACUGUACUGUCCCUCGCUCAACCUCUAUAUAUUUGGUGGAAGGUGUGAGGAUUCUAUUUGGGUACAGUGGACACUUGGGUUGCGAAUGUUAUCUGUGCGGGAGGCACGUUUCGCAACCCACAGCGCGCGCACGGGUCGCAAUUCGUUACUUAUGUGCAUGCACAAAACGAUUUAGCGCAUGUGCGUGCGCCGAAACCCAGAAGUAACCCAUUCUGGUACUUCCAGGUUUGGCGCGGUGCGCAACCCAAAAACGCGCAGCCUGAAGCUUCUGUAACCCGAGGUAUGACUGUACAAUUGUAGGCACAGUUGAGGAGCUUUGCCAUCAGCCACAACUCCCAAGUGAUGGAAUACGCAAAUAAAACAUCAUGAGAACAAGUCUACAGUUAGUUACCAUUUUGAAUCAGCCCAGUCCGCUUGUAUUAUAUCUGGUUAAUGUUACUGAUUUUAUGAAAUAUUUUUUAAAAUGGAAAACUUAACAUGGAAAGAUAAUAGCAAGAGGAUAAUUUCUGUGAAAUCUUGCAGCUCAUUUUACUAGUAAUGGGUUUACUUACAGCAUAUGUUACACAAAGCCCAUUAAUAAUAUGUAUUUUAGGCCUAGGACAUUACUGGCAUUUUUUAAAGGUUUCUCUGCACUAAAUAGAUGUGGGAGAAAAUAAUUCAGAGGUUCAGCUCUUAAUUUGAUUACCUCCCAGGACUGGAGAGCUUUUCAUGCUCUUCCAGCUUUGGACAUGGUAGGGAGAAAAGAUGCGCUGCUACAGGGUGGUUUUUGUUUUGUUUUUUAGGGUAAUUAUUUCCUAUAGUGUGUUGAUUCCUUAGGUGUGCUCUGUUUUUGUUAGACACGAUGCCAGCCCUCAGACCCCUCAUCAAGCCUAAGAUCGUCAAGAAGAGGACCAAGAAGUUCAUCCGCCAUCAAUCUGAUCGCUAUGUCAAAAUUAAGGUAAGGUGUCCUUUUGAUGAAUCACCAGAUAUUAAAAUACUCAAGAGUGCCAGCUUGUGUUUUGGUUUUGCAGCACUGACAUGGUAAUAUAUUAGAUCUCUGAAAAGAUGGUGCAGAUGUUGAGGUUUUGAUAUUCUUUCUCCCUGGAUUUCUAUAGCGUAACUGGAGGAAGCCCAGAGGUAUUGACAACAGAGUCCGCAGAAGGUUCAAGGGCCAAAUCUUGAUGCCCAACAUUGGGUAUGGUAGCAGUAAGAAGACAAAGCACAUGUUGCCUUCAGGAUUCAGAAAGUUCCUUGUCCACAACGUCAAAGAGCUGGAGGUGCUGAUGAUGAGCAACAAGUGAGUUGGAAAAGGGAUUCAGGGAUGCCAUGUUGUGUUUGAAGAUUUCUGGCUUGGUUGCAGGAGUAGUAGUCACUGAAUGCAAAAAGAUUUUGGGAGUUGUGGGAUCUAGCUCAUCUCUCACGCACCUGUUUUUCUUUUCUUUAAUGGGAUACUGCUACUAGCCAUCUCUUCCCCAUCCGUUUCUUUCCUUUUUCCUUUUGGAUCUUCCGCUUUUCCUGUGUAGGAUUAGAACUCAAUCUGUCACUGCUGGAAGCUUUACCACUAGAAAAUCUCCUUGUAUAUUACAAUAUUAAUAUUUCUUUAAUGUCAUAAUGCUGAGGGGAGGAAGAUUGUCUUCGCGCUUGGGAAGGUCAUUGCAUCCAUUAUAGUGUUCAAAGUACAGCAGAGUAUCAGUUGGUACCAUUUAGGUAUCUGCCUCAAAGAUAAUUCUGUAGAGGUUUGGGGAUGGUUGAAAUUUGAUGUAGGGAAAUCCUGGUUCAGAUUCCUGUUAGGCAGCCUGGGACAGGUUCUCUGUAAACUCUACCACAGUGCUAGUAGGCUAAAAUGCCACACAGAGCUCUUUGAGGAAGGUUAUAAUGUCCUAUUGAUUCCCCAAUAUCUAUUCAGCUCAGUCAAAUGGGGAACAGCACAGCUCGGGCAGGUUUUCUUACUGGACCCAAUCAAAAUGUGCAUAACUAUACUGCUGUUUUCCAUUCACACCAGCGGGUAAUCUUUGGUGUUGUGGUCCCUCCCUUCAAAUUACUCCUAUCUUUCCUCAGUCUGAGUAUAUGAGUGGGUAUUUCUGUACCUGUGGGCCCAAUCAAGGCUAUUAAUUUUUUUGUAUAGUUUUUGUGCAAAAUCUCAGUUAAAAACGUUUAACUACAGUAGAUGUACCUGGAUUUUGUCUUACAAUGUUGCGAUCUUGAGAACGUAGUUCCUCUGAGCUGGGUUGUUGGAAUUUCAGUGUGCCUUCAGCAAGCAGUGGAAAUAGGCACACACUCAUUGUUUGGACCAUUGAAAAGAACAACUCGGGUGUAGCAAUAAAGACCACCCACAGAAACAUCACACCCAUUACAAACUGGCCACCAAAAAAAGUACUUCGAAACUUGCACAGCACUGAUGACGGCAGUUGUAUAAUGUGUUGUUUUCACAUAAUGAAUUUUCUGUGGCAAGACAAAAUAAGAUUAAAUCUAAAAUGGUAUGCUGGGAUUUUGAUGACGUUGCAUGGAUGCUAUGGAAACCUGAGCAGCACCUGCUGCACAAUAAUCCUCCAUCUGGACUGUCCUUGGAGAACAAUGUCCUUGGGAGCUAAGGAUCCCAUGGUCUACCUUGAUCUGGAAGCUCCUUACACAUUAUUUCCUUCAGUCUUCCAGUUCGUUUAAGCCUGUGUGUGGUAUUGUAACAAAUGACUCCCUUAUCCUUUCUGGAGUCUUCAAGUUGCAUUUAGAACAGAAAAAAACUAGGCACUCCUUUUGGAAGCAUACUGCUUCCACAUAUCUAAAUGCCUCCAACCCCUAUGUCAAAAGCAUCCUGCCUGUGGAAAGUGACAUUUGAAUGCAAAGGCCAUUUCUCCUGCACAUAGACUUUAACAAAGACAUGUUGUUUUUGACAUAAUAGUACAGUAGUAGUUCAACAUAAUGUCCCACUUGCAGGUGGAACAUUUACAUUAGGACUGUUGUGCAAUUUUCCUUAAUAUGUAAUUACCCCUCUAAUUUCCUCAAUACAUACUUGACUACUUCACGGACCUCCAGCAUCUUAGAUUCUCACUCAGCCUUUCCUAGAAUUAGAUUUAAAAUGGUAAUGAACUGUUCGUGACACAAUGCCAUUAUCUUUUAUCAGGUCCUAUUGUGCAGAGAUUGCUCACAAUGUUUCAUCCAAGAAUCGGAAGGUAAUUGUGGAAAGAGCAGCUCAGCUUGCUAUCAAAGUCACCAAUCCAAAUGCCAGACUGCGCAGUGAGGAAAAUGAAUAA